AAGAUUUUGCUCAAAUGCAUGAAGUCACAAUUUCACACACAGUUUUAAGAUCUCAGAAUCAAAGCAGAAGAAUUGGCACUCGCGAAGACUACAUAUCCCACAAUCCUCUGCGUCAUAGUAGCGAAUAUACCAUUAUACAUUACAAUUUUGCAAAGUGGUUGUUAUCUCUUGGUUUUUAUUAAAGCGACUAAAGUAUUCCUAGUUUAGUGAAUACAGCUGCAUACGAAAAGACAUGUAGUUAUACUUCACAUAAUUUAAAAUAAUUUUGAAGUUCCCCCUCCUGCCGCGCUAGCUUAGACGUUUCUAACACUAACAAAUCAGAUGGUUGUUUUCAACUGAGUAAAAGUAACUGUCAAGAGGUUACUACUUGUACCUGCGCGCGUUUCGUUGGGAUAUGUUCAAUAAGAAAGCGAAACGAAAUUUUAGACAGAGGAAAGAGGAAUCCAGCGAUGAAGACGAUGGCAAAAAAGACAGGGAAGUGGAAAACGGUGAAAAUGAAACGCCAGUUUCUGUGCUAAGGCCGCUCGGGCUGUCGAAAAGCCGGGGAAUUUCCUGCAGCUCCAGGCGGAAAAAGGUGACGUCUAAUUUCGGCUCCAGCGACGACGAAGAGCCCGCAGAUCAGAAGAAGGAGACGGUGAAGGUAGUUUCCAAGCAGACCAACGUCCUCAGUUUCACAGAUGAAAAAGAAGAUGGAAAUGACUUUAAAGUGAAAAGGUCCGCCGAUAAAGCUGUGGUCUUCAGAGCUCGGAAGAAAGAGGAUUCUCCAGAGAAAGAAGUACCAUCACUAGUGCCAAAGGAUGAUGCCGUUUUGAUGACCGGUUCCUUGGAAGAAGAGUCUGGAGGUGUGGAAGCAGCCGAAGGAGUGAAUUCUGAGAGCGAUGGUGAUACGAGUUCACAAACGUCCAGUUCGUCCAGGACUUCAGCGACGUUGCGGGGCGUCAUCCCCGAUGCUCGGCAGAUCCGCGCCGCCAGAAAGCAGCGGAGACAGGCGAGAGCCCGCCAAGACUUUAUCCCUCUCGAUGGGGACCAACAUGGCAUGGAGGAGGAGGCAGAAGAGGACCACAGCGAGGACAGUGACGAUGGAACGGACGAUCACCAGCGCACAAUCCAGUUUGCACCCAAGCUCAAAACUAUAAAGGAAAGAAUAGCUGAAACAAUUGGGGGCAGCGAGGAUGAGGAUGACAGCGCUGACAGUGAGGAGGAGAAUGAUCGGAAUGUAUGGGAGGAGCAGCAGAUUGGAAAGGGCAUCAAGAGACACAAACUCUCAAGCUGUGACUACUCACAGGGGUCUGUCAAACAUAAGAAAAAAGUUGAUAUUCCUGAAACCCUGCCAGCUGUCACCAUUGAUGUUAUAAAGAGGAGAAUAACUGGGAAGCUGGAGUCACUAAGGGAGGUGCACCGGGCACGAGAGGCUGACCUCCGGAGAAUGCAGUUUGACAUGGAGUGUGCCCAGGCCUCUUUAGAGCAGCUGCAGAGCAGCUCUUCUGAUGAGCAGCACAGGUUCUACAAAGCCAUGAGGUCUUAUGUCCAAAACCUGGUGGAGUGCUUAACAGAAAAGAUAGUAGUAAUUAACUCAGUAGAGAUGGACAUGCACACUCUGCUGAUCGACCAGGCAGAGGUGCUGUUGAACCGCAGGCGUGAAGCAGUGCACAAGGAAUCCUCUCAUCUCCAGCAGCUAGCCUAUUCCGCAGAUCCUUCCAGUAACGGCACUGAAGAGAAACAAAAAGAAAGCCAGCCUUGUAACCUAGAAGCUGCCUGCAAAGGUGUCCCAGCAGACAGUGAACCACUGCCGGAUGAAAAGGCAGAACUAGAAUGCAAGACAGCAGACAUAUUGAAGAGGGCACAGGAUAUCUUUUCAGAUGUUCAAGAUGAAUUUUCAAGUGUUAAGAAAAUUCUUGCUAAGUUCAACGAAUGGAGAGUGUUGUACCCAGAGUCAUAUUACAAUGCAUACAUCUGCUUUUGUAUCCCUAAACUGCUGAGUCCUAUAAUUAGGCAUCAGUUGAUUGGUUGGAACCCGUUAAAGGCUGAUGGUGAAGAUUUUGAGGCCUUACCAUGGUAUUAUGCUGUGGAAGACUUCUGUCAUGGGCAAGGUUAUGAGGAAUUGGAGAACACAGACCGAGAAACUUUGCCUUUGAUUGUCCAGAAGACCAUUCUACCCAAAGUACAAGGUUUUGUGGAACUUGUCUGGGACCCCCUAUCUUCAGAACAGUCACUCUGCCUCACAAAACUCUGCAGGAGACUGAAUAAUGAUUACAUGGUGUUUGGUGGAGAACAGAGCAAACAAGGAAAGGCUUUUAUGGAUGCUGUCACUGUAAGACUCAGAAAUGCUGUGGAUGAAGAUGUGUUCAUACCUCUUUAUCCUAAAAAAUUUUUGGAGGAUACAAGCUCCCAGCAAUUCCAAUUUCAAGACAGGCAGUUCUGGUCAGCUGUGAAGCUUCUUGGUAACAUAACACUGUGGGAUGGUUUGGUUCCGGAUAACGUUCUAAUGGAAUUGGCACUGGAUAAACUGCUCAAUCGCUACGUAAUGAUGAUUCUUUUAAAUACACCACCUGGAAAAGAAUCUGUGGAGAAAUUCAAAAAGGUUGCAGCAUGUUUCCCAAAAUCGUGGUUUCAAGAUGUUGAUACCCGCUCGUCAAUUCCUCAGCUCCGAAACUUCAGCAGUCAUCUAGUUCAAACAACACACUCACUCUGUAAAAACAAUCCCGAUGCCACAUGUAUAAGGGAAACCGUGAAAGAUGUGUUUGUUCUUCUGGGAAGGAUCAAGGCGUUGAACAGUGUGGCAACCAUUGCUGAAAAGUACCAUUAUGAAGAUAUAAGCAAUUCUCUCAAUUUAUUGUAGAUCACCAAAAAUUGCUUUGCUGACACCGGUGUCUAACAGAUAUUUUUUAUAAAUUUGUGGUUUUUUUGUGCAUUUACAUGUAAUAUCAACAUACUGGGUAGGAUAUUUUUUUAAAAAAUAAAAUCUUGUUAUUAAAUCCUACCUUUUUCUUACUGUCAUAACAGAGGUGAUGGUACCAUGUUUCAUAGAAUUUUAAUGAAAGUUGCUAUUUUAAUUAUUUAUUUAGACUACUUGAUAGAAAUGUUACAAGAGAACCUGAUCAGCCAAAAAAUGCAAAACUUGCAAUUUUUUUUCCCCA
Scleropages formosus (Asian bonytongue) is the source of this 3137-nucleotide messenger RNA. It is a transcript of the gene gcfc2, whose product is annotated as GC-rich sequence DNA-binding factor 2. The transcript has 18 exons. The coding region runs from base 395 to 2839 and encodes 814 amino acids. Gene Ontology annotation, biological process: mRNA splicing, via spliceosome. The record is from RefSeq and is a predicted model, not a curated record. Lineage: Eukaryota; Metazoa; Chordata; Actinopteri; Osteoglossiformes; Osteoglossidae. Gene Ontology annotation, molecular function: DNA binding. Gene Ontology annotation, cellular component: nucleus.